Molecule: messenger RNA, 2708 nt
Organism: Orussus abietinus
Lineage: Eukaryota; Metazoa; Arthropoda; Insecta; Hymenoptera; Orussidae
Gene: Mkp3
Product: dual specificity protein phosphatase Mpk3
Exons: 5
Coding region: 632-1834 (400 amino acids)
Biological process (GO): protein dephosphorylation; negative regulation of MAPK cascade
Cellular component (GO): cytoplasm; cytosol
Molecular function (GO): MAP kinase tyrosine/serine/threonine phosphatase activity; protein tyrosine/threonine phosphatase activity
Source: RefSeq, a predicted model, not a curated record
CGAGCGGCGCACGCCUCCCGGGAGCUUCCCGGCGGCCGGGUUUCCCGACAGUCGUCGAGCUGGCGUCGCGACGCGCGGAACUAGGCGUCACGAGGAUCCCCGGUAAGCAUCCCCGCAAACGACCGAGGGACCACCCGCCUCCCUCGGCUCGGACGUUAAUCUUUGCGUCGACUUAAUUAUCGAAAAAAAAAUCAAUAAUCGAGAGAGCGGCGGCGCCCCAGACCGCGGGGAAGAACCGCGAGGCAGAGGGGAAGAGUCCACGAGAGAAAGAGAGCCGGAGGACCCAUGGCGAGACAGACUGACCGACGACGCGCGCCUUCGCCGACGAGGACCUACGCCGUGACGCCGGAACAACGCGGGAGCCGAGGAUUCUGCGAUACCCACCGGAUGUGUUAUUCAAAGUGCCAUUCUGCCAUCUGCAGCAAAUGUUAGCUUAUCCGUGUCGGCGUGUUCCAAUGCCUGUUUGUUUGGAUCUGGCUCGACGUGGCAGAGGAUUUUCUUGGAUCGGAUCGAAAGGGCCAAAGCUGGAAGCUUAGAAAGGAGACGAGGAGGUCGCUUGACGGAGGCUCGAAGAGCGUCACAGUAAAGUGGAAGAAGCGAAGAAUUUUGAAGAGCUGCCGUCUGUGGAAAAAUGCCCGGAGGAGACGUCACGGAAGAAGGCCAGGUUGGGCCGGAAUGGCUCUUCGGGGAGCUGAGAUCUCCAGGAGGUGUGGACAAGUUACUCAUCUUAGAUUGCAGACCAAAUUCAGAAUUCUCCGAAGCACACGUCCGUGGCUCGGUACCCCUUGCGAUUCCUUGCAUCAUGCUCAGACGACUCGCUGCCGGUAAAGUGGAUCUUUUGUCGACGAUUCGAUGCCUGGAGCUGCGAACCAGGGUGGAGAUGUUUCUCUGUGGGGAUGAAGAGAGAAGAGGAACUUUUGUUCUCAUCGGAGACUCCACCGAACCUCCGGGUCACCAAGGAGAGACCAUUCUAGCCCUGAGCCGAAGGCUGCGGAGCAGUGGAGGCAGAGUUGCCACCUUAGUCGGUGGUUUCGGGGUCUUCAGGGACCGGUACCCGGAGUGGUGCGAGGGCAGCCAAGCCAACGCCGAGGGUCCCCAGGGCCAGGACCCCAACGAGGGGGAACUGAUGGGCCUUCGCUCGCUCCGCAUCUCCACGCCGCCCUCCAGAGCGUACUCGGACUCCGACAGCGACAGUACUUGCGAUUCCGUCGGUCCUGAUGAGGAUAAGGACUUCCCAGUGGAGAUUCUUCCGCAUUUAUACCUCGGCAACGCAGCCAAUAGCGAAGACAGGGAAGCUCUGGCUCGCCAUAGGAUACAAUACAUUCUUAACGUUACGCCGGAUCUGCCGAAUGUAUUCGAAAGCGCUGGUUCUAUAAAAUACAUGCAAAUACCGAUCAGUGACCACUGGAGCCAAAACCUGGCGAGUUUCUUUCCGCAAGCGAUUCAAUUUAUUGAAGAGGCGAGGAGCUCGGACAAGGGCGUCCUGGUGCAUUGCCUAGCCGGCGUGUCCAGGUCGGUAACCAUCACCGUGGCGUACCUGAUGCACAAGUGCAGCCUGAGCCUGAACGACGCCUUCAACCUGGUGCGCAGCCGGAAGUCGAACGUCGCGCCGAACUUCCACUUCAUGGAGCAGCUGCACAGCUUCGAGCGGGAGCUCAGGGACCGAGGGUCCGGGGCGAAGGGGUCCGAACACCAGCGGUGCAUCGGGGCCUGUCGACCCGGGGGGCCUUGCAACUGCCCGGCCCCGAGCUUCCUCAGCCCCAUCGACCUGGGCCUCAGUCCCGACUCGGGGAUCGAGUUCGACCGAUGGGCCGCCACCACGCCGGCCGAAUGAGACGGGCCCGGGGGGACCCGAUACAAUUUUUAGGUCCCUCCGUAUUGUCGACGUGAGACAUCUAGAGGCCCCGAGUUCGGAGGGCCGAGGAAGUAACCGAGGAGGUCGAUGAUAUCGGGAUCGGUUGAGCCUCGAGGGUGCGCCUCUAUUCGCGGAGACCUAACGAGGCGAAUCCGAGAGAUUUCGAUACUAAUUCUAGGUUCCUUCGUGCUAUUCGCACGGGAGAGAGAGAAGCAUCGAGGUCGAAGAGAUUGGCUACGUUGAGCCUGGUCGCACUUAAUGUCGGCUUGGAGGGACUCGAUGGAUAUUCUGUCUUUCCGUCUUGUCAAGGAGGUGGGCAGGAGGUCUAGAUUCUAUGAUAGGAGUCCGAUGAUCUUGGAAUCUGUCGGGCCCGUCGCUUCUCUUACGUCGGCCGUAUGAAGCGGACCCGGAGAGACCCGAUAAUUGUUCAAGGUCUUUCCGUGAUAUCGACGUGAGACGCCGAGAGAGGCCUCGACUCGAAGGUGCAGAGAAGCGGCUGAAGACGCAGCCGAGGUUUGGCACUCCAAAGGCCGGCUAGGCGUUGGUUUCUUUAGUCACCGAGUACCUACAUUCGGGAGGAGAUAGACUAGGAUUAGGAUCGAGGAGAAGAAACGGGAGAGAAGGAAAGAGAAGGGUAGGGGGACGAAGAACGACGUCGAUGGGACGUUCUUCGAAGCAUGCCGUACAAAUUGCUACCAUAGGCUUAGAAACCGGCGUGGGCAACCGGAUCGGUUUUGUUUUACGUUAAUUAAUCGUCGGCUUGACAAACUCGACCAAGUCGUUUUGGCGAUGAGUUUAAGGGGAUGUGAAGCGUCCGAGCGGUCGAUCGUGUAACUUUUCUCCGAAGUUGGUG